AUGACUCGUGCGACACUUCCGACGUACGGCGACUCAUCCGACGAUGCCAGCAAGCUACUUCAUUUCUCCCGGCACUUGAACUUUUCUGGUGACCAGACGAAACAAUUCAAGGAGAUCGAAGGCGAGCUGGUCAGCAAAAUCAGAGCAAAAGACACGGGAUAUCUGUGGUUCUCAGAUAUCACCGAAGCCACAUUCUACCAACUUCAGGACGGAACCUCACGAAGCACUAGGCGCCUCCACUACUUCUACAAUUUCGACGAGCGCAAGCUCCGCGUCCGGAUGCCCUCAAAAGCUCACGACAGUCUUGCUGUCCAGCUUUCCUACCUGAUCUCCGAUAAGCUGAGAUCGGCGGGCCUACUCAACACUACUUGUGUACCGAACCUCUCACCCUCAAUAAGACUUGGUAACACUGCUGCUCAGCCAGAUGGAUGCUGGGGCCCCUUAAAUAGCGAGGACGUCACAGUUGGCAUUGAGGUUGGAAAUUCCGAAAGCGAACAUGAACUCGAGCAUGACGCUCGACAUUGGAUCGGACAUGCCGAAUCAUCCUUCCAGAUCUGCCUCACUGUCAAGCUCACCAAAGAUCCCGAUAUGAUUACACUUUCCGUCUGGCGGCCACAGCGGCCACAAAACCACAUUUAUUCCGGCCCACAGCUCCGCAGAAGACAUGUUUUCGCGGCCAUCACCGAUAGAGCAACUAUUACUCGGGGCCGUCCAGAUCCUGUGGUCCGAUUUGAAAGUCUUACAUCGCCCACCUUCACUCCAACUGAGAUCCGACUUCCUGUAGCGGCUUUCACUGGGUACCAGCUUCCGCCUGGUGUUUAUGUCAAUUUUGGAGAUAGUAUUGUCCUGACAGGAGAAGACUUGAUAGGGUUUGGGAGACUCCACUGGAUUCUGGCAAAUGGUUACUGA
Messenger RNA from Penicillium canescens, 909 nucleotides. RefSeq lists its product as uncharacterized. The record is from RefSeq and is a predicted model, not a curated record. NCBI's taxonomy places the organism in Eukaryota, Fungi, Ascomycota, Eurotiomycetes, Eurotiales, Aspergillaceae. The transcript has a single exon. Bases 1 to 909 code for a protein of 302 amino acids.